AAAGAUACAGUUUGCUUCAAACCAUCAUGAUGGGCAAGAUUGCAGGCAAAAGAGUAGGAAGAAGAAAGAAGUCCUGGCUGCGAAUUAUAAGGGAGUGGACUGGCAUAAAGACAGUCGAAGAACUUUUCCGCCUAGCCAUGGACAAGGAAAAGUUUAGAAAGCUGACCGCCGACCUUCAGUAAUGGAGAGGCACUGUAAGAAGAAGUAAAACAUCUAGGUAUACCCUGUAGGUAUUACUUUGCGAAUGCUAAAAUGGAAACAAAGAAUAAACGGAAAAAAUAUAUCUUUUGAAUCUUGACUCGAAAGUCAGGUUUUUCAGUCAGAUUAAUUAAUAUUAGGUACUUUAAACAUAACAAAUCCACACCUUUAUAAAUAAAUUAUCUUGAAAAACAAAGGAUAACGAAUUGAUUAUUAAGAGUUGCGAUAUUUAUUAUAGGUAAUUCUAAAAGUCAAUUAAAAUAUAUAAUAUUUAAUUACUAGAAGUGGCGUGCACUUGUUAAUCAGAGGAGGUACUAGAUAUAUAUUAUCUUAUAUAGUAUAAAAAGUCCUUCUCUGAGUCUGUCUGUUCGCAAUAUUCUAAAUCAAAAUUACUGAACUGUUGUUGAGACGAAUGAUUUUUAUGCGGUUUUCGACAAUAGAUAUGGAAAAAUUUUAGCAUACAAUUUUUUACGACGAUAUUUGUUUCUUUAAAGAUAGAAAGGUCAGAGGUUUCAACGCACUUCAAGUCGCUGAUGUCUGCUAGUAAACUAUAAUAUGUACAUAAACAUAUAUACGGGGAAGAAGGCCUGGUCGUAGACGUACAUCUUGGCUCAACAACUAACGCCAAUGGUUUAAUAUGAGUACCAGAUCACUCUUUCCGGCAGCAGUGAACAAAGGGAAAUUAGCCUUAAUGAUUGCUGACCUCCGAUAGGAGAUGGCACUAUCAGUAGAAGAAGAAGAGACAUAUAUGUAAUAUCCUGAAUCAAUAACUCAAGUGAAAAAUGUCUCGAAAAAUGUCGGCAGUCGAAUUGCGUACGGAAAACGCAUUAUUAUUCGUUUUCACCGACCGAAGGUUCAACGAAAACGAGGAAGCCUGAUGCAAGCACGAGCCGUUCGAUAUUACAGACGGCACAGUCGCGCUACAAACAGUUAAAACAUCCGCUCAACAGGAAUCGAAGGUCUCAAACAAAACUAUAUAUUGGCCGAACAACUAAUUAUAAUUCAGUACGUUUUUGACACCCACUGGCCAGAGGGUACAGCAGUAGAAAAUGAAGUGCCUUGCCGCGAUAACAUGCCUCCUUGCGCUGUCGGCGUCUUCGAAAGCUGACGGGCUAUAUGGCGCAGAAGUUUACGCACCCGGUCACGCAUCUGCAGAUUACUAUACAUAUCCCAGAUAUGCUUUUGAAUACGCCGUUCGGGAUCCCCACACCGGUGACAAUAAAGCUCAAUGGGAGAAACGUGAUGGAGAUGUCGUAAGAGGUGCAUAUUCCCUGGUGGAACCAGAUGGCAGUUUGCGUGUUGUGGAGUACAGAGCCGAUGAUAAGAGCGGCUUCAACGCCGUGGUGAAACGCAUCGGCCCCAACCUGCACCCGGUAGCCGCACCAAUAUACAAAGCGCCGCUACCGGUUAUAGGCUACAAAUCCGAACUGCCCAUAUCAGUUGGACCCGUCGCUGGACUGGAGAAACUAGCGAAUGCCCCGCUUCUAAACGGACCAUACCUCGGUGGUCUAGCAUCGUCCCACUCGAACUUAUACAAAGCACCAGUAGUUGUAAAAGAGAUUCUACCUGCGCCGAUCUUUAAGGAACCUAUAGUCCCUCUACCUAUAAUAAAGGAGCCAAUAAUCCCGUACCCAAUCAUAAAGGAACCCUACCUCCCGAUCUAUAAACCAAUAAUCAAGGAACCGUAUCUAUCAGCUCCUAUUCUGAAGGAACAGUAUCUGCCAGCUCCUAUUCUGAAAGAACAGUAUCUGCCAGCUCCUAUUCUGAAAGAACAGAUUCUACCAGCUCCAAUCGUUAAGGGACCAAUAUAUCCUGAACCUUAUCUAGGACCAAUUGUUAAGCAACCCUGGUUGUCUACUCCGGUAUACCCGUCUUAUCCCGCAAUAAAGGCUCCCAUCCUACCAUCAGUUCCCCUGUAUAAAGGAGGUUAUGACUUCGGUCUCAUAGGUAAAGGGCUAUUAGGUGACAAAGGACUCGGUCUUUACGACUACAAAGGACUCGGUCUUUACGACUACAAAGGACUCGGUCUUAACGACUACAAAGGACUCGGUCUUAACGACUACAAAGGACUCGGUCUUAACGACUACAAAGGAUACGGUGGAUAUGGUCACUAGAUAUAAAUAACCAUCGCCCAAAUAAUAGACUUGAAUAAUAUGCCGCUAUCUUCAAUACCAUUUUAUCGAGGCUUCAAAGUUCUAACUAGAAAAUUUAUAGGUGCUAUUUUGAGGGGGCAAUUAUAGCGAAUAAUUAAUUUAAUGUUUUAUUUAUUUAUCGCGUAGCCGUAGUUAGUAAAACCUUGUUAAAGGCACUAAUAAAUCAGUUACCACUGUGUGGUCAUUGAA
Molecule: messenger RNA, 2540 nt
Organism: Bicyclus anynana (squinting bush brown)
Lineage: Eukaryota; Metazoa; Arthropoda; Insecta; Lepidoptera; Nymphalidae
Gene: CPR135
Product: cuticle protein-like
Exons: 4
Coding region: 1248-2312 (354 amino acids)
Cellular component (GO): extracellular matrix
Source: RefSeq, a predicted model, not a curated record